AUGCACACCUGCCAACCCACCACCCUCGCGGUGCGCGCAGCUCGAUCCUCAUUCAAACCCAAAUCCUUCCAACGAGGAUACCUCCAAGACAUUGCUAUCACACGAACGGGCAAACCGAUCAUAAAACACCCGGGAGGAAGAUCAUCAUUAGGAGGUUAUACAGUUACCGUCUUCGGUGCGAAUGGAUUUCUCGGGAGAUACAUCGUCCAGCGACUUGCGAAAAGAGGAUGCCAAGUUGUGGUCCCUUACAGAGAUGAUAUGGCAAAGAGACAUUUGAAACCCACUGGCGACUUGGGCAGAGUUUCCUUUAUGGAGUUCGACCUGAGAAAUACGCAGUCGAUUGAAGAGAGUGUGCGACAUUCGGACAUUGUGUUCAACCUGAUUGGCAAGAACUACCCGACAAAGAACUUCAGUCUGUGGGACGUCAACGUCGAGGGCGUGGAGAGAAUAGCCGAAGCUGUUGCUAAAUAUGAUGUUGACCGGUUCAUUCACCUCUCGUCGUACAAUGCGGACAUCGACUCUCCGUCGGAGUUCUUCAGGUCAAAGGCCAUGGGAGAACAAGUUGCAAGACAACUCUUCCCCGAGACCACCAUCGUCCGUCCAGCACCCUGCUUCGGCUUCGAAGACACUCUUCUACAUCGCCUGGCCGGCGUGACCAAUCUGAUCACCGUGAAUAACAUGCAGGAACGCUUCAACCCGGUUCAUGCCAUUGAUAUCGGGAUGGCCCUUGAAAAGAUCGGCUACGAUGAUACCACUGCUGGCGAAACCUUCGAACUAUACGGGCCCACGAACUACAGCAUGCGCGAAAUCGCCGAACUGGUCGACAGGGAAAUCCUCAAAGAGCGCCGCCACAUUGACGUCCCCAAAGCCCUCCUCAAACCAAUCCUUUACUAUCUCAACAAAGUUAUUUGGUGGCCGAUCAUGACAGCGGAUCAAUUGGAACAAGAGUCACUGGAUCAGACGGUCGAGAAGGGGGCAAAGACGUUCAAAGACCUGGGCAUUGAACCAGCAGAGUUGAAGGAUUUGACCUACUUGUAUCUGCAAGAAUAUCGGAGCAGUAGCUACUAUGAUUUGCCGCCAGCAACGGCAAGGGAGAAGAAGGAAGCAAAGAAGUAUUUGCAUGUUAUUGACGAUCAGUAG
Messenger RNA from Cladophialophora psammophila CBS 110553, 1140 nucleotides. RefSeq names its product NADH dehydrogenase (ubiquinone) 1 alpha subcomplex 9. Gene Ontology annotation, cellular component: mitochondrion. Lineage: Eukaryota; Fungi; Ascomycota; Eurotiomycetes; Chaetothyriales; Herpotrichiellaceae. Gene Ontology annotation, molecular function: protein-containing complex binding. The transcript has 3 exons. The coding region runs from base 1 to 1140 and encodes 379 amino acids. The record is from RefSeq and is a predicted model, not a curated record.